Chlamydomonas reinhardtii is the source of this 3394-nucleotide messenger RNA. RefSeq lists its product as uncharacterized. The transcript is spliced from 2 exons. The record is from RefSeq and is a predicted model, not a curated record. NCBI's taxonomy places the organism in Eukaryota, Viridiplantae, Chlorophyta, Chlorophyceae, Chlamydomonadales, Chlamydomonadaceae. Bases 99 to 1991 code for a protein of 630 amino acids.
CUUAAUAGACUUGCAUGUCCUGUCUCGAGUCAGAUGCUCAGUAGUGCCUCGACGGACCUGUAGCCACCCCAGUCAAGACAGACAGCAUACCAACGAGUAUGUCCGAAGCAGUGCUGCAAGCUUGGGAGGGGCGCUUCCUCAGUGGAGAGCUGAGCGACUGCGAUGUGGUCUUCUUCCUGGAGCUCGGGUGUGAUGGCUCACCGCUGGGGCUCUACCGCAUGCUCUUCGGCGCCCCGCUGCCCGCGCACGCCCGCAUCCUGUGCGACGGGUCAGAGCUCUUCUCCGCUGAGCUAGAGCGCUGGCGGGUUGCAGCUGUGGAUGCAGAUGGCGGUAGCGCAGGUGCCAGCGGCUCAGGCGGCGAAGGUGCAGCGGGCGCCGCGGCAGCGGCAGCGGGCGCCGAGGUAGUGGCAAUGGCAAUGGGCGCCAGCAGGGCAGGGGAAGCGGAAGACGGCGGACGGCCGCAGCUGCAGGUGGGGCUGUGGGCUCCCGGGGAGCGGCGGCUGGCGGAGGCGCUUCUGCGCUUCAUGUACUGCGGCAUGCUGCGCCUCAGCACCAUGUCAGACCUGCUGCGGGCGCGGCCGGUGGCGCUGCGGCUGGCAAUUGAGGGCGGCGUGCAGGCCUGCGACAACCUCGUGCGGGCCACGCUCAGCGCCGCAGAGGCGGCGGGCAAGGCGGCGGUACGGGCGACUGUGGCAAAGCUCUACGCCUGCCGCGCACUGCUGCCUGAGCCCGACGACGCAGCGGGCGCCGACCCCACCGGGCCCGAACUGCGGCGGGACGUGCUUGCCUUCAGUCGGGCAGCUAUUGUGCAGCGCUGCAAGGACUUGUAUGACGCUAGUGCUGCUGCCCGUGCUGGUGCGGCGGCCGCGGCCGGCGCGGCGGCGCCACCUGAGGCUGGCGUGGCAGCGGCUGCUGCUGUCGCCGGUGCUGUUGAUGAGAUGGCUGGUGCGGCGGCUGGUGCGGCCGGGGUGCCUGUAGCAGCUACUGGGGCUGCAGCGGCGGCGGCGGGCGGUGCGGCGGGCGAGCAGCCAGGCAGCGACGGCCCGCCACUGGGCGAGCUGCUGGCUUUCGCAUUUGGAAGCGUGUCUUCAAUCCUCCAGGAAAGGCCCUUGCCAAAUGAGUUCCUUAGCCUUCCAGUGGGGGACAUCGAGGCAUUGCUUGCAUCGGAGGGCUUUGCCACGGAUGACGAGGCGAGUGUGGUGCUGCUGGUGGCGAUCUGGCGCUUACAUCGCAAGGACAAGGAGGCGCCCCAGCAAAUCGAUGCUGAUGUGCAGCGGCUGCUGCGACACAUCCGCUGGCCGCACGUGAGCGACGCCUUCCUGCUGCAGUACGCGCCGCACGUGCCCUGGCUGGGCAUGAGCUGGGAGCGCGCCGCGUGGCUGAGCAUGUACGCGCGGGCAACAACGCCGGAGCAACGCGCGGCCAUGGAAAGGAACGCAGUAAGACAGCAGCAGCAGCAGCAGCAGCAGGGUGGGGUGCAGGCCGCACCCGAGCACGUCAGCUUCCACCUGGAUGCGCCUGGCCACCGCGCGCCCCGCCGCCCCGCCGCCCGCCCUCCGGGUGUGCUGACCUACGCCGUGGAUGCACAGGAGCUCAUCUGCGCGCAGACGGGGCUGGUGAGCUCGGGACAUCUGGAGUCUAGGGGAGCCGCUGCGGUGGGCGGUUUCAUCUGGAUGCCCCGCGUGUGCCGGUAUGAUGGGGGCGUGGGCGUGGCGCUGGGGUGCAUCAUUGACGCCUAUGACGCCAGGCAGACUGUGCCUGGCACGGCCUUCCCCGGCAAGGACGUGGUCCUCGCAGUGCUGGACUCGGAGGGCCGGGUGGCGCACAGCCGCCCCUGCGGCAGCGCCAACGGCGGCGAGGGGAUCGGCAUUGGGUCUGUGUGCAGCACGCCGCUGAUGCUGGACCUGGAGGACAGGGCGGCGGAGGGCGCGGCGCGGUGGGCGCGGUACCUGCGGGCUGGCAAGCUGCAUAUCCAGGUGGAAUAUAUAUAGGUCGUAGGCAGCCGGGGUGGCCAGCCGCUUGCCUGCGGGGCACACGCACGGGCACGCUAAAGCAAGCGAGCGAGCGAGUGCGGUGGGGAUUGAGGUGGCAUGGGACGUGGCGAGGCCGUUGCCGUGCGGUACAUUAUGCGGUGACCGAAAUCCGAAGGCCAGGCGGUGUGGCUCUCGGAGCCUGAUUUGAAUGGUUAGAAGUGGGUGGGAGGCAUGAAGCCCGAGCAGGUGGACAGGCCGUAACAGAUUCCCCAGGAGCGACGUAUCACGUAUGGGAAGCUGAAGUUACCGGUAUGACAUGUGCUGACUUACCGCAGCGCGUUUGGUGUUGGGACUGUCUAAGAGAAGUGGUUGGCGAACAGCAGUCUGGCGAAGGCAGUCUUGCAGAGGCUGGCUGGCGCAGGCCGACUAAGGAAGGGCUGGCUGGCGUUGUCUGCUGUGCUGGGGUGUUGCGAGGCGAGGCCCUAGGCCGUCUACAGGAUGCAGCUUCGGGCUGCACCCAACAGUGUGAGGGCCCUGCCCUGUUGGUGCUGGUGGUUUGGGGUAGGAGUUCCACUUUCCAAAGUGGCAGGCGUCCUGACGCCGACCCGCGGCUUAGGUGAGCGGCGCUAGUGUUUGCGGUGAGCCUGGCUCGGGAAUCCUCCCCUCUUUUAGUGAGGCGAGGAGCAUGGCGGUUCUGUCCUCAAGUGAGCGUACGUGUCUUGUGCGUUUUUGCAGCCCUGGCUUGUUUGCGGCUGUCGUCCCACAUUUAACCUCUAUUCAAUAUUAAUGCCUAGUCUUUAGCGUUGAUGGGGGGCGCUCCGCCCCCCAAACCCCCCGGAAAGGCGACGGCUUCUCUGGGCAGGCUGACGAGUCGUACGGCUUUUCAGGCAUCCGGCGUUUUUGCAUUCUUACUCUAAUCAAUUUAUUGCUGUCUACCGUAAACAAGCCGCCCUCCCACCCUGCUCUGUAUGCGGGCCCUGGGCUGGACCGCGCCGGUGCUGCCGGGCUAUCGCUAGAGUAGAGCUACCCUUGGAGCUACCGGCCACAUUGGCCGGGCUGAGAGAUGGAGCUACCGGCCAGGCGGCCACAUUGGCAAAUGGAACAGUGACGGUUUGUUUUGCAAAUUUCAGGUUUUGGUGACGUUUUAGAUGGUUUCAGUGGCGAUCAAAUUAUAAAAUGUAACGACUCAAGGAACGAGAAGGGUACUUGGCGAGAUUUGGGUGCCGCAUGCAGCCUGAGGGCCUGCAUUGGGGCCCAUUUUUUGAUGAAGCCCGGCCUCACAGCCGCGUGCAGCAAGCUGCGUGGUGAGGAUGGGGAACAGGUAUUGGCACGGAUGCAAUGGGAGAGGGUAAGGGGCAGGGUGCGAUGUCCCGCGUAGGGAAGCAAGUAGCUGACAUCACUGAGUCCGAGAAACAAGUUAC